AGUGGCUGGGGCCGAAACGCAGCGGGCAGUGGAGGCGGGACUUAGAGGGGCGGGGGCUGAGGCCUGGGACCCGGGAUCUGGAGCGGCCGAACGUCGACUUGACCCCGGAAGAAAGCGGAAGGACCGCGGCGGGUGGCGAGCUGCGGGCUGCGGCGGAGUCUUAGGUAGCUUUCUGGCACCUCGUCUGGAGCUUCGUGCCUCUCUCCUCCGGAGAGCUGAACGGUUGGGGUCGGGGGCGGAGUCGGGCGCCGGGUCCCGGAAAGCCGCGGUGCAGGCGGUGACAGUUGCCAGCUUUUACGUGGGUGGCGCAGAUAGCAGCAGCGGCAGCAGCAGCAGCAGCAGCAGCAAUGUUUCACUUCUUCCGAAAGCCUGCAGAAUCCAAAAAGCCCUCUGUGCCAGAACCGGAAGCAGAUGGAUUUGUCCUCUUAGGAGAUACAGCAAAUGAAAAGAGAUGUAAAACUUCUGAAGCAGAGAGCAGCCAGUCUUUGGAGACCGGCAAAGAAGACACAUCCAGUGUGACUGUAUCAGGCCCUGAGACAGGAAAUCAGGCAGGCCAGACACUGGAGAACAACUCAAUGACAGCUGAGCUCCUGAGUGAUGUGCCCUUCACCCUGGCCCCACAUGUGCUGGCCGCGCAGGGCACCAUCGGCGACCUUCCUGACCACUUACUCUCUUACGAUGUUGGUGACAACUUGUCUCGGUUCUGGUAUGAUUUCACUCUUGAAAAUUCAGUCCUCUGUGACUUGUAGUCUUUGUGUCCAUGUGUACCCUAGCAGCUUUAAAGGAAAUGAGUCUGCCUAUUUUAUUGAACCUGUUUGAUGUUCUUUGUAUUUCACUGGUGAAGGCCUUGAGGCAAGCAAGGAUCAUAAAAUAAAUAUAAUAGCAUCAUGUUCAUGGUUUUAUCUUCAGAAUCAAGUGAAUUUAUAUGAAAAUUAAAGUCAACAGUUUAAUGAAUGGAACUGACUUUGGAAAAAACUAAGGAUUCAGACCACUCAUAUUUCCCCAUGUGAUAUUCUCCAGUUCCUGAGAUGAUAUGAGAGGUGCAUCGUGUUUUUGCUGUCUCUGAAGACACAACAUGAAAGAGAACCAAGGCUCAGCAACCUGUGCCUCGAGCGGGUGUGAAGGUCCUGGAGUUCAGAGGCAGUUAUGAUGCUAUGCCAUUACUCUCACAGUGUUUGUGAAUGAGGUCAGACAAACCACUAGGGAAAGUUGAAACCUGUUGGAAACACCAGCCCUUCUUUGCUGAUUCAAGACUAAAGGGGAUGCUUUGGUUUUCUUGGACUCAUGCGGCCCUCUCUGCCCUCCUGAAGGACUGCUGUGUUCCUUCUUUGUUCUCAUGUCUGCUGGGUGUGGUUGAACCAAUUUCUAGAGAACUGCCCCACUGGGUUAUCUUCCUUACCACGAAUCUUUCCAGUUUAUGCAUCUGCGUCUGCUUUCACCUCUUCUGCCUCCUAAUGAAGACAUCUCCUGGGGAUACAGAUCAUUGCUGAUAAGCCCUGGUUAGAAGUGUGUUGGCCACAGUACAGGUGGCAGGGUUUUACUGUUAAACACACUCAGUUUAACGACGUUCCAAUUAGAGUGUAAGCAGACACCCAGAUAGGACUAGAAUACCCAUUGUUUAUUCCAAGUAAAACUGAGCAGGCCUGCCAUUGGUCAGUGAACUACAAAGAGAGUUGGUAUAUAGUAACAGGGCCAUUUCUUUGCCGUGAAAAAUUUAAGUCAUUUCUUUUGAUUAGUUAUAAUUUAUUAAUUCUGUGCCAAAGUUUUUUAAGUAUAUUUUUUCACAAAGAGAGUAUCAGGAAAACUAAACACUGUGCAGAAAAGUACAAGAAUUUUUCUAAUUUUAAUGUCUCUGCAUAGUCAUUUAAUAAAUGUGGUGUGGUCUUCAUAAAAAGUACUAUGUUAUUUAAAGUUAAAGGUACAUUUGUGAUGACAAAAAUGUACUUCACUUACAAUUAACAUUACCAUGUGAGAUUAAAGGUUCAUUUAGGUCUUUACAUAGCUUUCAUAAAACAUAUACAUAGGAAAUAUGCCUUAUUUUUGACACAAAUGUGAACAUUUUGUAGCAUUUCUGUGAUGGUACAUCCUUUUUAACUAUCCAUGUUAAUGUAUUUUCAAAAUUGAAUGUAAAGAGAUUGUUCUUUUGCUUAAAAUAUGUGAAAAUUUAUAUAAUUAUACAUUUCAUUUGUAUUUAUGUCUUCCAUGUUAUAAAUGUGCUUCUAAGUACUGUUUGUCUAAAAUUGUUAUAUUUAAAGAAUGUGAAUUGAAAUAAAUGUUUUGAUUAUUUUCAGAUCCA
Messenger RNA from Mastomys coucha (southern multimammate mouse), 2296 nucleotides. RefSeq names its product UBAP1-MVB12-associated (UMA) domain containing 1 (gene Umad1). NCBI's taxonomy places the organism in Eukaryota, Metazoa, Chordata, Mammalia, Rodentia, Muridae. The coding region runs from base 348 to 749 and encodes 133 amino acids. The transcript has 4 exons. The record is from RefSeq and is a predicted model, not a curated record.